This is a messenger RNA of Botrytis cinerea B05.10, 1998 nucleotides long. RefSeq lists its product as hypothetical. The transcript has a single exon. The record is from RefSeq and is a predicted model, not a curated record. The coding region runs from base 147 to 1847 and encodes 566 amino acids. Lineage: Eukaryota; Fungi; Ascomycota; Leotiomycetes; Helotiales; Sclerotiniaceae.
GACAUUUUUAUCCUUCUAUUUAUGUUCAAAAACGUCAAUGGCUUUACCAUGAUAUCCAAUUCGUUGAAUUUUCUUGCGUGAAUAAUGAUAUAUCGUUAUAUCAUCACCAGAACGCUUCCCAUGUAAGGCUCUGCGAAGUUUACAACAUGUCAAAACGCAAAGAAUGCCACACUCCAAACUUUACUCCUCACUACUACAACCUUGAUCUUCCGAUCAGUGCAACUCAAGAAGAUAUAGAACAAGCACAUUUUCGCCUUCUACAAUUGGUUCAUCCAGAUAAUUUACGAGGCCCAGAGCAAACGAGGAGUGUCAAAAAUGCCAUUCAACUGAUCAAUGAGGCUUACGAGGUAUUGAGUGACGAUGAGAAACGUUAUCAUCAUCGAAAUGUUUGUGAAAAGACUUUUGGUUGUCGUUUCAAAUCUGAUUUUCGACCACGGUUUGGACUUGAUUUUUGGAAUAGUCAUUGGGGUAAAAAGCAUCAUGAAAUUGACAGCUUCGCACCUAAACCGUGGCCGUGGGAUUAUAACACUUUAUCAACUAAAUUAAUGUGCCCUACUGGAGGAAAAGCUGGUCUUCAAUUUUGUACCGCUACCUGGGUGAAUGUGGCACAUAUACUUGUGGACAACCUGCUACCUUACUCUAUGAGCGACAACAUAUGGCGUCGUGUUGAGACCUGGAGAAGUGGAAUCCCUGGUAAUGAAACGACCAAGGACGUAAAUCUCGAUUUUCAACGGGGUUGCGAUAAUUUUAAGAUCAUGGUAAAAAGUAAAGAAGCAUACAUACCAUGGUCACAAAUUCCGGCAAACACUGAUUGGCCAACAUUAGGCAAUCGGUGUCAACUAUUUUGCGGCGAUAUUUUAAUUGCACCUGUUAGCAUUGUCUUCCUCAUAAAUAUCCUCUUACUUUUAGUUAGUCUCCAGACUAUCAAAAAGUCUGAAAGCCAACAACUGCCAGUCGUUUGGCGACCGUCGGCGAUGUAUAGCCCUGCAUCGACUCAUUCUACAAUAGAGGAUAGUAUAGCACAAUCACAACAACAGCCUGAGACUAGAGCAUCGCACCGAAAAAGCCCCUUUUACCCUUCAGAGAGGGACUAUUACGCAGAUGAAGAAUUCACACCAUCGUACUCUCGGGAAAAUCCGCAAAGCUACUCUGUGAAGGAAGUCUCAAGUCGGUAUACAAUUCCUUCAAAAAAAUCGAAACCCACACGAGUUUCUAGCGUGACAACAAGACAUGGCCGAGCUACAAACUCUGCCACUACCACCCCAAACACCAAUCGGCACAAGGUCCCAAAAAAGCCCCGGCCUCGUUCUCCCAGUCCAAGUCCAAGUUCAUCUACUUCAAUAUCCUCCACAACCCAACUCUCCAAGACCAACACCAAAGCAAAACAACCACCUUCCCCCGCCAACGCCUCCCAAUUCUUCUCCCUAAACCCAUCCGAAAAACACUACUACUAUUCCAAUCACGACCUCCCCCUACGCGAACGACGCAAUACCUCUACAACCUACCCACCCACCCGUCAGCGCUACGUGCAUUACGAAGACGAAAAAGACUGGGCAGACGAUGAACGAACCCCACGUCUCUGCAUGGCUUUAACGGCAACUGGGAAACCAUGCGCUAGAAGAGUUUCAAUGGCUACGCCGCUGAGCGGGAGUACGGUGGAUGCGUUGGUUAGUCCGCUUUGUUUUCAGCAUCGGCAUGUGCGGAAAUGGGUGAAGGGAGCGAGUGAGAGAGAUCCGCCCUUGGAGGAGAGUGUGUCUUCGGUGGAAGUGGAGAGAUUGCCUGAGGAGCAGAGGAGGAGGUCUUCGGUACGGUUUUUGGAUGAUGAUGGUAGUGAUGACGAGUAUUAGGCUAAGUCAUCAACUCGAUUUGCACUAGAUGACCUUUCUAUUUGAAGCUUGUGUCAUAAAGUUUAUUCAAAGAAAGUUUACAUAUGAAAGGUCAACAUAGAUACCACAAAUAAAUAUUAAGAAAAAUCAAAAUCCAUUACAAUCUCGAUCA